This is a messenger RNA of Gambusia affinis (western mosquitofish), 4296 nucleotides long. RefSeq lists its product as uncharacterized. NCBI's taxonomy places the organism in Eukaryota, Metazoa, Chordata, Actinopteri, Cyprinodontiformes, Poeciliidae. The record is from RefSeq and is a predicted model, not a curated record. The coding region runs from base 250 to 1110 and encodes 286 amino acids. The transcript has 8 exons.
AGGUGCAGUGGGAGCUUUUAUUCAAGUUGAAAGCAAUGUUAUUUUUGUCACAGUACAUAAAUAAAAGUUCUCCUGCAGUUUAGGUGGUGAUGCUACAAUGUCAUUUUUCUGUUCUAGUCACCUUCCUUUUUACACCUAUUACUUAACUGUGCAACAGGAAACCCACACUAGAGUUUCCACACCAGUGCUUAAUAAGUAACACAGACCCAGAGAAACUACCUUCCCAACAGCAUCUGGGCCGCUUCCACUAUGCAGAUGCAUAUUCAGUUUUAUCUCAGUCUAAUAUGGAUACUGCUAUCACAAAUCAUAGCAAAUGCAAAAGAUGACCCUCACUGGAAGAUAAACGUGAAUAAGACCAUAAAUGCAAAAAAAGGCUCAAAUAUAACUAUAUAUUGCACAUUUGAAAUUCCUCCAGAACAAAAACCAAACAUUAUAGUUUACUGGAAAACAGAUGGGAGCAGUAGCUGCAGCAAGAACGACAACGACAAGCGGGCAUUCGCGUUUCAUCCUAAUUCGUCUUGUAUAGAUCAACACUUCAGGAGUAGGACAAAACUAAUUGGAAAUGCCAGCAAUGGAAACUGCUCUCUACAAAUCUUCAAUAUUAUGGAAAGUGAACCAUCAAUCUACCUGCGGGUUUCUGGACGGAACAACUACUACAGUUUCAAAGAGCACCUUGUCAACAUUACAGUGGAUGGACAAAAAUUAAGUUCCCCAAAUCACACAGAUGAUACCUCAUUUGAGAAUGGAACAACAAGCGCCACGCCUCAUGUGCCUGACGUGCACGACGAUGACAAAGAACUGUAUCUGAGCAUCUUUCUGCCACUUCUUGGACUUCUCAUUAUUGCUGCAGCUGGGACAGUCUUUUACAAAAUGCACAAGAGGUCACACAUGAUGAACCGUGAGGAAUCUGGAUAUUAUGUAAACUUCAGACGGACAUUGUCAACCCCACGCAAAAGUGAACAAUUUUGUACAACAUCAAAUAAAAUGGCUCCAGAUGCAAAAGCCAUUGAUGAACCUGUUUACUUAAAUCUGCAGACAUCAGCAUUUCAGAUGGAACAACAAGUGGCAACCGUAGAGAACAUUUACGGAAAUGUGGACUAUACAACUUAGAAAAAACAUCUGCUUUCAUCCUACAGUAUUGUAUUUAGCUUUCAAAUGCAUAUGUGCAAUAAGAAGGAUUAAAUGUGUCAACUAGAUUGAGAAGGACGCACUGGCUUGCAGCACAAGCGUGGAAACUCCAAUGUUUAAUGAAAAGGGAACCUUAUUCAGCAAUGUGACCAAUGCAGUUUGAUAUUUCCACCUUCACUUGACAAAGCUUCAAUAAUAAUAAAAAAAUCCAGAAGUUCACAAAUAUGAAAUGAGCUGACAACAUAAUGUGCUGUGUAAAUUGUAAUAAAUUGUUUGAGUUUUUAAUAAGGAUUUUCAAGACUCAAGAACUAAAGUCUGCCACCUUAGGGCCUCUGCUGUCUCUCUGUUAGCUAAAGCAAACAUAAACCUCAGUAAUGUUUGCUUUUAAAUGGCAAUAAAAAUGCUAAUUGUACUGUCCAUUAUAUAGCAUUGUGUACAUGGAGUUAUCUUUAUAAAAGAGAUUGUAACCUGAUGUAAACUACCUUCAGUCCACUUGUUAAAAAUGACAUUUUUCUACGUUGCUUAUUCAAAGAUCAGUUUUGAGAAUUUAAGCAAAUUGUGACAGUUUGAAAUUUUGUAAUAGAGCUACAGGAGAAGAAUAAAAAUAUAAUAAAUAUAUACAAGGCAAAUUCAAUUGUAUUUUUUUUUUAAUAUUAUUUCUUAUAAUUUUAAAGACCUUCUGCUUACAGUUAAUAAAAACAAGACAUUCGAGAUUAGAACGUUAUACUAGACCAAUAAAAAAACAAACAAAAAAAAUUAUAAUACAGAAAUGUGAGCUUAACAGAAAGUUUAAUACAUAUUAGUUUCCAUCUGACAAAAAAGUCUUAUCUGAACACACACACACACAUACGUAUAUAUUCAUAAUUGUGAACUGUAUUUUGAACAAACAAACUAAAGUUUUAGGAUUGUAGUUGUGAUCUAAAAUGCAAAUACUGUGAAGCAGCAUUAUUUUCUGAUAUACAUAAUGUUUACAGAGCAGGUCUGCUGCCAGUAAUUCAGUAACUGCUCCAUUUUAAACAAGACUGCUACUAGUUACCAGUUUGUAAUAGCUUACUGGUGACAUAAAUACCAAUGAAUCAUCAUAGAAUGACAGGGAGAUAAGAGUUAUGCUCUGAUCUGACAUGCUUCACUUUACUGCCUUCCUUAUUUUCUAUUACACAAUCUUGCAAGUGGAAACACCCAAGGAUUUUUUUUAAACGAUGCUGCAUUUUAUGAACUCAUGAAGCAAAACCAACAUCCUUUAGCUCCUUCUAAAAUCCAGCAGAUUGUUGAUUUAUAGUAGAUUGGGCUACUAUCUACUGUAAAUCAACAAUCUGCUGAUUGUUGAUCAGGAUAGAGUAACUGAUCAGGUUAGAGUAAAAUUUUGCUUUGACAAAAAUAUGUAUGUUUUUGUUUUUGUCAAACAGGGAUGCAUGUGGACAGUACCGCCACACGCAGAAAGUGGAUAAUUUUUUAUAAAUUCAAACAGUUUAAUCAAAAUACUUUUUUUGUUGUUUUAAACGCAGAUGCAGCUUGGACAGCUAACAUCAUUCAGAGUAUUAAAGUAACAAAGGGCUCAAAAAUAACCAUUUGGUGUGCAUUCAUUGUUCCUCAGAAGGAACACACUAAAAUCAUUACUUGUCAUGACUUGGACAUAAUUCAGCCAAGUAACACUUACCUAAUAUGUCCUACGGAAGGUCCUAGGCCUUCAUUUGUAGGAAGCAUCAAAAUGUAAAAGGCCAUCAUUGUAAGAGUGCUUAAAUUUGGAUUUAUGAUUAUUGGUUUUGCUGGCAUAGUCAUUUGAUUAAAAGUUAGGACUAUAUCAUAAAUUGGUCACAGACCUGGUCUCAGGAGAAGGACACAAUAGAUAUAAAAAUAAAAAUAAUCUUUACAACUCUUGGAAUAACUUAGUCUGACUCAUGAUGUUCACAUUUUGAUUGAAGAAAUUUGAUUUAGAAAAUAAUAGUGAUGAAAAAGAAUGUGCUUACAGAAGUGUGUGCACUCUCUUCAAUGUGGAUGUGGCCAGCAUUCAAAUUUAUAUAAAUCAGAAGUCAGUUUUCUUACAAAAAUAUUAGUAAGACUCAUUUUAUAUUUCCUGUAUUUUUGUAUUUCCUAGUCACUGUGCUGAUAGACUCAAGCUACAUUGAAACCUGCAGAUUCUAUUUAAGUAUUUUUCAGUUAUUGCUACAGUAAAAGUAAUUAACUUGAGUAAAAAACAGGCUGUUUGGGCUGUUUGUUCAUUUUCUGCAUUUAGAGUUUGAAUGUUCCAACUUGAGUCGAAAUGAAACAUAUGAGGAAUCUACUGCUUGAAACCAAUCAUAAAGUGUCACUGGGUUAAAAUGUUUCAUUUUCAAUGUUUGAAAAGUCACAACAAAAGUUCAAGCACUGUAGCUACUAGUGUUUCAAAAUGUACAUUGUGUACUUGUUGCAAUAAUUUAGAUAACCGGUGACUUGCACUGCAUUUUAUUUUUUUCUGCAUUAUUUUGUGACUAUGUUGAUGCUUGAAAUGGAUUAUACAAUGGUUAAAAUAAAACUGCUUGAAUCCCUUUGGCAUUGGCAAAAAACUGUUGUUUUAAGUGUAGGCUCAGUAGAUAAGAUCUGUGAUGUUGGAUUUUCUUUUUGCUUUUACCUCACUCUUUAUCUCCCUUAAUUCAGCUGACUGAUUAACCGUGGUACUGGAACACUUAUUGUUCUAGUACCAACAGCAAGUGCUGCUUACUGUUUUCACUAUUAGCAGGUAGCUAUAUCAAGCAACUUUCUUUUUUGCAUAUUACCAAGUGAGCUAGAACAUCUUUAAGUUCUGCUUUUUCUAGAAAAAGGCUGUGGUCACAGGAAGACGUGAAAAGACGCACAGCCUGAACAUGUUUGUCAGCACACCCACGUGUAUGUACGACAGCCUAAUUUCUUGGAUUCAUAACACUUAUCGUCCAUAAUUUGAAGUUGAGUUCAGUGUUAUUGUAGCCACGCAUGAAGUAAACAGUAAAAAUGUGGAUCUUCUACAACACAACAGUUGUGUAAAACUGAUGUCAAUGGCAACGCCGCAUGUUUAGGAGGAAGUAAGAAAAAAAACUAUUAGCAAUACUAGCACACUCUGAGGUGUGUUUUAAUUUUGUCAUCAACAACUAUAGAACUGCAAAGCUCUUCCAACAUGAAUGUUGCUUACAUCUUGUAAACAGGGAAGGCAGUAAA